CACGCGCGCUCGCGCUCACCCACGCGCACGUGUUGACACUCGGGGGCGCGCGCACGUGCACGCGCGCACACCCGCGAGCACGCCCCGCCCCUGACACGCGCGUCCCCGUCCCCGCCCGGUCCCGGUCCCCGCCCCGUCCCCGUCCCGGUGCCCGCCCCAGCGGCGCGGGCGGAAGCGCGCGGGGAUGGAGCCGCCGGCCAUGGAGGGGCCGCUGCUGGUGCAGCACAGCCACAAGUUCGGUGCCAAGCGCUGGAAGCGCGGCUGGUCCGCGCUCUACCCCGCCAGCCAGCACGGCGUGGCCCGGCUCGAGGUGUUCGACUGCAAGGAGCCGUCGGCGGCCGGGCGAGCGGGCACCCGGCGACUCGCCCGCACCGUGGUGCGGCUCAGCGACUGCACCAGCGUGGCCCCGGUGGGCGAGAGCGGCCCCCGAGCCGGCACCGCCACGUUCCGCCUGGAGACCCGCGACCGCAGCUUCCUCUUCGCGGCGGAGAAGCAGCAGAGUGAGGAGUGGGUGGCGAAGCUGUGCCAGAUCGCCUUCCCGGGAAAUGGCCCCAGCGAUGGCACGGUGUCACCGUACGGCCGAGAGGGCAGCGGGGAGUCAUCAGCCCUGGAGAUGGCCGUGAACUCCAUCUACUACUCCAGAGAUGAAGUGAACGCUUUCUGGGUGACAGUGCAGAGGACUGAGGCUGCAGAGCGCUGUGAGCUGCGUGGCUCCUACGUGCUGAAGGCUGAGCGUGACAGCCUCGUGCUGAAGGACCCACGGACAGACAGGGUCCUCUACGUCUGGCCCUACCGGCUGCUGCGGAGAUACGGCCGUGACAAGGUGAUGUUCUCCUUCGAGGCCGGCAGGCGCUGUGAUUCAGGACCUGGAAACUUCACCUUUGAGACCAAGCAGGGCAACGAGAUCUUCCGGCUGGUGGAAGCCUCCAUCCAGGAGCAGAAGGCGCAGGUGGAGGAGAACCGGCAGAGCUGCGACUCGCUGGAGGCCGACAGCCCCGCCAUGGUGCAGAUCCGCCAGGCCCUGGCCGACAGCCUGAGCCUGGAGCUGCCCGCCGAGGGGGACGACAGCCCCAAAGCAGGGCUGGCACCCAGGGCAGCCACAGCAGAGGAGAGAGACGCAGCAUCGGUGCUGAAGAGCCGGACUCUGCCGGAGCUGCCCGUGCCCCCGGCCAAGCCCGCGGUGUCCGGCACCCCCCCGCGCUCCCCUCUGCCCAAGGGGCUCCGCGCGCUGCCGCCGGCCCAGGACCUGGCCAGCGUCUACUCAGAGCCCCUGGACGCGGUGAAGGCCCUGCAGCCCUGGCCGGACCCGCUCUACUCGGACCCUGUGGACAGCAAGGCCAAGGCGCCCGCGGAGGAGCCGAAGGCGCCGCGGCUGCCGGUGCCGCCGUACUCGGGCCCGUACGAGCAGGUGCGGCCCGAGGGCCAGGGCAGGGCUGAGGGCCGUGGCCAGGCUGAGGGCCGUGGCCAGGCUGGCCCUGGGCACAAGGAGCACAUCUACGACGAGCCCGAGGGCCGCGCCCCGCGCUCGCUGCGCCCCUUCGCCUACAUCUACGACGAGGCGCGGCCCACCAGCGAGGCCUGGCGCACGCAGGGCCACGACGGCAAGGGCGGCUACGAGUACCCCUACAACCCCUGCACUGACGAUUACUCGGUGCCCACCUUCCCCGCCAAGGCCAAGAGCCCCAAGCCAGUGCCAGCCCCCAAGCCCCAGGCAGCCUUGAUCCCCAAAGGGGCAGAGAGGCCGGAGGAUCCUGGCCGGCGAUGGGGCGGCGCCGGCCCUGAGAAGGUGCUCGCCAAACCCAGCCUCAACAGCAGCAACAACAACAACGUGGAGGUGCUGUACAGCCAGGUGGUGAAGCCCCAGCAGCUGCAGAAGAAGGAGCAGUGUGUGGAUGAGUACAGCUUGUCGCCUCUCUAUGAGGACUUAGGGGAGAUAUGAGGGGACUGGGCAUCCCAGGGUGACUUGGGGCUGUUUGGGCUCAGCAGAGCCCCUUUUGCUCACCAGUGCUGAGAUGCUGUGUUUCCCCGGAGGGAAACAGCAAGAGCAAGAGAUCUGUGGCUGCUGCAAGCCUCAGAGUGUUUCUCCAGUGCCUUGUGAUCUGCAGGAGGGCUGGUAUUUUCCUGUAUCUGCUGCUCUGGCUCUGCUCUGGCUUCCUGUCUGACCAGGCUGCAGGGCUCUGGUGCCUAUUGUGGUGUGUGGAAGGCUGCUUGCCAUCAGUCUCCAGAAGUAUUUUUAUACAAAGUUAUUUUAAUAUUAAAGUUUAUAUGUCUCAGAA
Oenanthe melanoleuca is the source of this 2276-nucleotide messenger RNA. It is a transcript of the gene DOK1, whose product is annotated as docking protein 1. Gene Ontology annotation, biological process: cell surface receptor protein tyrosine kinase signaling pathway; positive regulation of MAPK cascade. Gene Ontology annotation, cellular component: cytoplasm. The record is from RefSeq and is a predicted model, not a curated record. The coding region runs from base 185 to 1939 and encodes 584 amino acids. NCBI's taxonomy places the organism in Eukaryota, Metazoa, Chordata, Aves, Passeriformes, Muscicapidae. The transcript has 5 exons.